Aureobasidium musti is the source of this 996-nucleotide messenger RNA. Lineage: Eukaryota; Fungi; Ascomycota; Dothideomycetes; Dothideales; Saccotheciaceae. The record is from the annotation of a GenBank genome assembly.
AUGGUCCUCCAUCUGCUGGGCAAAACUGCCGCUCAAGCCAGAGAGGAAGAGGCAGACCGCCGAAUGGAUCAGGAGGACGCUGCUCGACGCAUAGCUAUUCUGCGAAAUGAAGUCCCACCGCCAGUAACAGCGCCAUCGUCUCCACCAGAGAAAAGUGCUGGUGCUCGCCCGUCUCGAUAUGGUGAUGACGGUCGAGAUCGCAAACGAAGACGUUUGAGGGGCGAGGAUGAUACCGACAGAGACAUGCGUAUUGCCAGAGAAGACGCCGCUAUUGGUGCUGCUGCUCGUGAAAAGCUGAACCAAAACAAAGUGGAAAAGCAUGAGGACAACAUGUCUUUGACAGACCAUUCUGGUCAUAUUCAGCUUUUCGCAGCACCCAACGAACGUGAUCUGCUAGCCAACUCUCGCAAUGCCGAAGCAGAAGCUGAAAAGGCGAGGAAGGCACGUGAGUAUGAAGAUCAGUAUACCAUGCGAUUUUCCAAUGCGGCAGGGUACAAACAGUCGGCAUCUUCGGCCCCUUGGUAUGUUUCAUCGAGCAAACAAGAUCCCGAGAUUCAGGAAUCGAGUAAGGACGUCUGGGGAAACGAGGACCCAAGGCGUAGGGACAGGGAGCAAACAAGGUUGACUUCCAAUGAUCCAAUGGCAUUCAUGCGCAAAGCACAGACACAGCUCAGGCAAGCUGAGACAGACAAAGAGAAGUGGAAGGUACAGAAGGAACGAGAACUGAGAGAGUUGCACCAAGCUGAGAAAGAAGGAAGACGGAGGAGGAGAGAGCUUCGACACAAACGUGAUCAUAGGGAGAGACGUCAGAGCGUGGGUAGUCUUGAGGGUUUCUCACUGGACAACCAUGAGAAAGAAGAAACAGGCGACCCUCGCGACAAGAGGGACUCGAACAGGCGGUAUAGAAGCCGAAGUCGAGAUAGGGAUCACAGACACUCUUCGCACCGAGCACAUCGUCGGCGAUCAAGGAGUCCUAUCAGGAGAUCUAAGGUAUAA